CGUAUGACCGUCCCUUCCUCUACUCGACUCUUCGUUUUCCGCGUGAAAUUUUGAGCCUGUUGCGGAAAUCGGCGUCGACGAUCGUACGUUGAUUCUUCGGGUUCGAAGCUCUCCCACGGUAGAAGUUCGUUUCUUGCUGCCCUCUGGAAUUGGAUUGGGAUCAUGAACCGGUAGUUUCGUCGCCUGCCAUUCGUUCUUGGAUGGAAGUGGCUGAUCCGCUUCGAUCAUCGAGGUCGAUUUUGAUCUGCGCUGGACGACAGGAUGGUCGAUUUCGAUCUAGGGUUUCAGCUCAUCGGAAAUGGUGGGCGGCGCUGCGCGAGGACCAACCUUCGGCAGUUUGGCAGGGGGUGAAAAACAUGUAGUCAGAUAACAUUCUGGAAUGGCGAUGUUUCCUUCUUCACAUGUCAUACUUCUGUUUGGGUUCUUCUGGCAGGCGCUGCUGAAGACCAGAGUUGAGUUGUCCAUAAAAUGAAGCAGCUUGUUAGGCUUCUACUGAAGACACAGCUGAGUUGCUCUGUGCCCCAUCAGAGGAUCCCUCUGGACUUUAUGAAGCACAUUGUACAAGAAAGUGAAAAUACAAGAGAGAGCAAGCAACUAGAAACUUUACUCGUUCUAAGGAUUCUUAUUUUCUUUCUUUCAACCAUCAAUGACACCAUCCUGUUCUCCUCUUCAAUUUGGUGAGUUGAUAGCUACAUGCAUCAAAUUUCAUGUCCUUUGGAAGCUCGAAGGGAGCAUUAAAUUCAAAGCCGGUGUGUGUUCCUCCCCCUCUCCGAAUACUGUCAGAAGCUUGCUUUGUACUUCUCUUUUCCACUCACGUGCAGAAAGUGAAUGCGUAAAAAUCCUAUUGAUGGUUGAUUAAAUGAGGGACUUUUUCUUUGGCAGAAUUACUGCAUUCAAUCGACUCAGCCUUCACUACUUGGAAGCACUCUUAGCAGUUGCUUGGCAUUUGAGCUCCCAAUGGAUCUUCGCCCACUAGCCUUCCUUUGGACUUUAGGGAAGAGAGAGAGAGAGAAAGAGUGUGUGUGUGUGUGGGCUCAAAAAGCCUGCAAUCAUCCUUCACGAGGAGCAGCAGCGCUAUCAUGGGAUCAUUUGGUGGCUUCCUUAUUCUUCUCCACAACGCCAUUAUUCUAUUGCCCUCACCAUAUCUCAACUCAGAAACCAAAUGUAAAAGCAUGUCACACAUCCUAUGUGACUGUCAAAAGAGUUCCACCUCUGUCUCACUGUAAUAAAAGCCUCCCCUUAUCUUCCACCCAAUUCUCCCAAUUACUUCUUGGAUUCAUCGGCUUAUAUAUACUCUUCUUCUUUGCCAUCACUCUUGGAUCCACCGCAGUGUCCUCCAUCUCUCUUCCUUGGCACUCCAUGGAUAACAUCAGCAACUACUCCGGUAGCAGCUCUUGGGAUCUCGAGAUGAUGCGCAUGGCGACUCAGUUCCAACCCCACAUCAAUUCUCCAUGCUUCGCUUACGCGCGCACGGAGGCGGAAGGGAAGCAGGAAGAGGAAGAAGAAGAAGCUCUGGGCGCCGUGAAGGAGAUGAUGUACCGGAUUGCCGCCAUGCAGCCGGUGGACGUCGACCCCGCCACCAUCAGGAAGCCCAGGCGCCGCAACGUGCGCAUCAGCGACGACCCGCAGAGCGUGGCCGCCCGGCACCGGCGCGAGCGGAUCAGCGAGCGCUUCCGCAUCCUGCAGCGCCUCGUCCCCGGCGGCACCAAGAUGGACACCGCCACCAUGCUCGACGAGGCCAUUCGCUACGUCAAGUUCCUCAAGCGGCAGGUGCAGCAGCUGCAGCCCACAACGGCCGAGGCUCGCGCUUCCUCCUCGUCGCCCUCCUCCUCCGCCAUGGGACCUCCUCCGGGAUUAGGAUUUGGCGCCCAUGUCCAGGGCGGCCACCGCCCCAUGCACUACUAAGCUGCAAGCGGCCAGUAAGCAGCAAUGGGUGGAGAUGAUCUCUAUAUAGCCAAGUCAUAAGGUGCAACGAGGAUAGUGUACAAGCUACGCAUUAAAGAUGUAAUGCUUGGGGUGCAAUAGGAAGGUGCACACAGGGCUCCCAUUGUGUUCUUGCCUCAUUCUUGUGUUCAGUCACCUAAAUAUGAUUGCUCAUGUCCAGGAAGAAAGAUCAGAAGAAAAGAACAAGACUUACAUCUAAUUAACAGCUCAAGUGAUGAGUCUCUCCACCACAAACAUU
Molecule: messenger RNA, 2182 nt
Organism: Musa acuminata AAA Group (dessert banana)
Lineage: Eukaryota; Viridiplantae; Streptophyta; Magnoliopsida; Zingiberales; Musaceae
Product: transcription factor HEC2-like
Exons: 6
Coding region: 958-1905 (315 amino acids)
Biological process (GO): regulation of DNA-templated transcription
Molecular function (GO): DNA-binding transcription factor activity; protein dimerization activity
Source: RefSeq, a predicted model, not a curated record